Messenger RNA from Strongylus vulgaris, 1019 nucleotides. The record is from the annotation of a GenBank genome assembly. NCBI's taxonomy places the organism in Eukaryota, Metazoa, Nematoda, Chromadorea, Rhabditida, Strongylidae.
AUGUCCAAGACCAUCAAAAUGAUUUCUUCUUAUGCGAGUUUCAGACCAGCACUCGGUCCACAUAAACCAGUGACGAUUAGAUUACAAUUGCGAUUAAGUCAAAUCAUAGAUGUGCACGAAAUUGAUCAGAUCAUGUCAUGUUCGGUAUGGUUGAAGCAGGUGUGGAUCGACAAGAGAUUAUCAUGGGAUCCGAAAAAUUACGGUGGUGUUAGUGUGCUUUACGUACCUAAUGAAAUGUUAUGGGUGCCGGAUAUUAUACUUUAUAAUAAUGCUGACAGCUAUUAUAACAUCACUAUCUCAACUAAGGCGACGUUGCACUAUUCUGGUCAGGUCACAUGGGAACCUCCUGCAAUUUUCAAAAGCAUGUGUCAAAUCGAUUUUCGUUAUAGUGAAGAGUUGGAGAAAACAGCCACAUCAUUUUUCAGGUUUCCCUUUGAUGAGCAGAAAUGUUUUUUAAAGUUUGGAUCAUGGACAUAUUCCGAUUCACUUUUACGUCUGGAAUUACUUGAUGAGAAUGUUCGUUAUGAGGAAGAGGUGAAUGAGAGGGGCAUCGUAGACAAUAUAACUAUAGCGGAGGAUGGAAUAGAUUUAUCCGAUUACUAUCCUUCUGUGGAAUGGGAUAUAAUGUCACGAACGGGUAUACGUCGAUCGAAAUACUAUCCAACCUGUUGCAGAGAAAGCCCAUAUAACGAUAUCACGUACUACCUAAAUCUCCGUCGUAAACCGCUAUUCUACACAGUGAACUUAGUGUUUCCAUGCGUCGGCAUAUCCUUUCUGACGAUUGCUGUUUUCUAUUUGCCAUCAUAUUCUGGCGAAAAAGUAACAUUAUGCAUUCUUAUUCUCGUUGCAUUAACAGUGUUCAUCCUUCUACUGGUAAAGACUAUGCCAUUGUGGAUGAGAACUGUGUUUCUUGACUGGUUGCCAAAAUUUUUGUUGAUGGAAAGACGAGUUGAUGAUUACGAGAAGUCCUCUCGACGGGUUACUUCGCAGGAGACAAUUGGUUUGUUUUCGUGUUAACG